UCAUGGCGACCCCCAAUAAUCUGACCCCCACCAACUGCAGCUGGUGGCCCAUCUCGGCGCUGGAGAGCGAUGUGGCCAAGCCGGCGGAGGCCCCCGAAGCAGCCGAAGCGGCCAGCCACGCCCACUGGCCCAAGGAGAGCCUGGUUCUGUACCACUGGACCCAGUCCUUCAGCUCGCAGAAGGUGCGGCUGGUGAUCGCCGAGAAGGGCCUGGCGUGUGAGGAGCGGGACGUGAGCCUGCCGCAGAGCGAACACAAGGAGCCCUGGUUCAUGCGGCUCAACCUGGGCGAGGAGGUGCCCGUCAUCAUCCAUCGCGACAACAUCAUCAGCGAUUACGACCAGAUCAUCGACUACGUGGAGCGCACGUUCACGGGAGAGCACGUGGUGGCGCUGAUGCCCGAGGCGGGCAGCCCCCAGCACGCACGGGUGCUGCAGUACCGCGAGCUGCUGGACGCGCUGCCCAUGGACGCCUACACGCACGGCUGCAUCCUGCACCCCGAACUCACUGCCGACUCCAUGAUCCCCAAGUACGCCACGGCCGAGAUCCGCAGACAUUUAGCCAAUGCCACCAUGGACUUCAUGAAAUUGGACCAUGAAGAGGAGCCCCAGCUCUCUGAGCCCUACCUUUCUAAACAGAAGAAGCUCAUGGCCAAGAUCCUGGAGCACGAUGAUGUGAGCUACCUGAAGAAGAUCCUGGGGGAGCUGGCCAUGGUGCUGGACCAGAUCGAGGCUGAGCUGGAGAAGAGGAAGCUUGAGAACGAGGGGCAGAAAUGUGAGCUGUGGCUCUGUGGCUGUGCCUUCACCCUGGCUGAUGUCCUCCUGGGAGCCACCCUGCACCGCCUCAAAUUCCUGGGACUGUCCAAGAAAUACUGGGAAGAUGGCAGCCGGCCCAACCUGCAGUCCUUCUUUGAGAGGGUCCAGAAACGCUUUGCCUUCCGGAAAGUUCUGGGCGACAUCCACACCACUCUGCUGUCAGCCGUCAUCCCCAACGCGUUCCGGCUGGUCAAGCGGAAACCCCCAUCUUUCUUUGGGGCAUCCUUCCUCAUGGGCUCCCUGGGUGGGAUGGGCUACUUUGCCUACUGGUACCUCAAGAAAAAAUACAUCUAAAGCCAGGCCCCGGGCUUGGUGUCUGACUGUUGGUGUCUCUGUCCUGUGUGAUUCCCAGUGAGCUCUCAGUAACGCACAGUCUCAUGCGCACUUGGACAGCCCCUCCCACCCCUUGUUCGGAGUAAUUCUAUCGUCAGUGUGAAAACAUUCCAUAGUUUAGGAGUAGAUGUUGCCAAUGCUGUGAGUUGAGGCCACGGUUCUACUAAAGGAGAGAAAGAGUGAGUGGGAGAGAGAGAGAAAGAGAGAGAGAGAAACAAACAAAAACACGAAUGCCUUUUUUUUUUUUCGAUUCAAGGUCUCAAGAUGGAACUGUGGGGAGUGGUUAGGAUCUGAGGUGAGUGUCAGGUCAUUUCAUUCACCAGGGCCCAGACUGGGAGGUGCUGGGGGCUCGGAGGGCCUGACCCCUCGCCUCCCCUUCCCUCUUGCCCAGGGAACUCUUGCACAGGACAAAGCCAACAUCAAGACUUGACUCUUCUAAGCACUACCUCCGGGUGGGGCUGGAGACCUGGAGACCCCACGGGAGGCCCCUGAAGACUGGAGGGGCUUCAUUCUUCUCCUGGAAGUGAACUGAGACAGCACUGGCCGAGCCAAGGCAGUGACUUCCAGCCACAGGCCAUGUCUGGGGCCGACGCCAUGAGCACACCCUCCCAUUCCCCUCUUGAUUUGGCCAGUGUGCUUGGUCUGGCACUUUGCCGGAAGUCCUUGAAGGCAGUGUCCAUCCUCCUCUUCCCACCCGGAGUUCAGUUUUCCCACCAUGUGAGGGGGACUUUCAGGAAAAGCCACAUUGAUCUUCUCUCAAAGUUCAGCCCUGGCCGGAGUGCAGGGGUGGGUCUGGAGGUGGAUGGCCUUCAGGUCCCUCCUCCAGCCUCUGCCAAAGCCAUCUCUGUUAACGUCUGCCUUCCCCUUCACUCUCGGGGCCCCCCCACGCCCUGCCAUGCCAUGCAGGGGCGUUUCUGCGUCCACGCUGCCCGUCCUCGCGGCGUCUCACCUCCCUGUGCCUUCUGCCUGUUGGGAGAGGGUCAGGGUGUCACUGCAGCUCAUGCUUAGAAACCGCUGAAAGCCCCCAGUAAAAAGCAUCGAGGAGAAGCAGCUGCUUCUCAUUUCUAAACCUGUGUUGUCCGUCCAUCCAGUUCUCGUUUCCAGAGUUUGGGGCCAGAGGGGUGGAGGUACGACGUUGAGACUCAGUGAGUCUGACUCUUCUGACUCCCACCAAUGUUUUGACCAUUUCACUUCUGGUGAGAAGGAAGAGAUGACUGAUGGCUGCUUGGGGGGCCCAAGGCUGGAUCUGGGGAGGCUAGGUCUUUUGUUUUUUGGCUGCACCGCAUGCCUUGAGGAAUCUUAGUUCCCCAACCAGGGAUCAAACCUGGGCCCGAGGCAGUGAAGCUCCAAGUCCUAACCGCUGGAUUGCCAGGGAAUUCCCAUGGCCAGGUUUUAUCUGAUAGGAAAGGAUAGAGAGGAUGUUAGAGCACAUGUCCAGCACUUUAAGGCCCAGCUGUGGAAGAGGGUCAUGUGACUUCCACGCAUGGUCCAUGGGUGAGAAUUUAAUUACCAGGCUUCACCCAGCUGCAAAGGAGGCUGGGAAAUGUAGUCUGUGAUUGGGCAGCCUAUUGCUAAGGAAGGAGAGAACAGAUCCCGGUGGACAGCCAGCAGCGUCUGACAUAAGGAAGCACUGAAUGGGAAGAGGCCCAGGCAGACUGCUGGAGAGAACCAUAGACUCCAACACUCCACAGGCCCCACCUGCCUGUUCCACAUGUGCAGAAACUGAGGCCUGGGAUGGGCAUGUGUCUGGUUUGGUCAGGAUCCCACAACAAGUGAGAUAGAGGUAAGUGUCCUUUCCCUGGUCCCUUUCUGUCUCAGAACGUGACGGAGAACAGCUCGGGUGUGGGAAAGAGUCAACAUGCGUACGUUUACUCAGAAUCCAUCAGCUGCUGGGCCUUCUACCAGGUGCCAUGGAGGGUUGCAGAGAUGGACAGGGUGUGGGGCUGAGUUCAGUCUAGUUGGGAAGACAGACACCACCACCACCAGGACUGAGGUAAUGGGCGCCCCCAAUGUUCACAAUGCUAAGGUCUC
Kogia breviceps (pygmy sperm whale) is the source of this 3176-nucleotide messenger RNA. RefSeq names its product ganglioside induced differentiation associated protein 1 like 1 (gene GDAP1L1). NCBI's taxonomy places the organism in Eukaryota, Metazoa, Chordata, Mammalia, Artiodactyla, Physeteridae. The record is from RefSeq and is a predicted model, not a curated record.